Messenger RNA from Acanthopagrus latus (yellowfin seabream), 5739 nucleotides. Its product is annotated as exostosin-1a-like. The record is from RefSeq and is a predicted model, not a curated record. Gene Ontology annotation, molecular function: glycosyltransferase activity. Gene Ontology annotation, cellular component: membrane. Lineage: Eukaryota; Metazoa; Chordata; Actinopteri; Spariformes; Sparidae. The transcript has 12 exons. Bases 491 to 2722 code for a protein of 743 amino acids.
AUCAUCAUCAGCGGUGGGACUGCCGUGCUCCUCUGCUCGGCUUGCAGUCUCCACGGCACCUCUUGUUUUUGAGUGUAUGAGCUACCUAUUGAGCACUUCGCACGACUGGAGGAAUUGACGAAGAAAUUAGCCUGUUGGUGUUUUAGGCAGAGCGAAGGCUGAGCUGUGCGAAUGGAGAGAUAUGUGUUAUAGGGGGAGAAGAGGGACUGCCUGGCUGUCUUUACUCCCAACCAGGGAGACACUACGGUCAGUUAGUCGAUACAGCUAUUGACGAGGAGACGAGGUGGAUGAACAUUAUAAGUCGCCCACAUGCUUUGGAUUAGUUCCCGGACUUGUGAAAGGCAUCUGAAGCAGAAGGUGGGAGACGUGAGCGCACAACCCUUGCAGCCCGGGGGAAGAUGGCGGAGCGUUCCCGCAAGAGGUGGUGAAACCAAAACUUGGGCACUUCUUGGAUUUAUCGCCAGAGAUCUUAUCUCAGAUCGUAGGACACAUGCAGGCCAAAAAACGGUACUUAACCCUGUUCUCCGCCGGUGCGUGUCUCAUUCUGUUGUUUUGUUUUGGGGGGAUACAAGUCCCGCUAUCCAGACGGGGACCCAGCCGGCGUGAUGACCACAGCCUCACCGGUUAUCAUCCCGGGGCGCGGUGGCGUCGCUUCCCGGGGUCCCUGCAGCCUUUCAGUUCCUGGGAGCACGACCAGAGCGAUGAUCACAAUGAACACAUAUCUCCUAGACAGAAGAGGGACGCUAACUCAGGCGUUUACACUGGAAAACGCUGCAGAAUGGAUUCCUGCUUUGAUUUCUCUGUGUGUGCGAGGAAUGGAUUUAAAGUUUACGUCUACCCCCAGCAGAAAGGGGAGAAGAUGUCAGAGAGUUAUCAGAACAUCUUAUCAUCUAUUGAAGGAUCCAGGUUUUACACACCUGACCCAGGACAGGCGUGUCUGUUUGUCCUGAGUUUGGACACUCUAGACCGGGACCAGCUCUCACCCCAGUAUGUGCACAACCUAAAAGCAAAAAUCCAGAGCCUUCCUCUGUGGAAUGGGGGCAGAAAUCACAUCAUCUUCAAUUUAUACUCUGGCACCUGGCCAGACUACACAGAAGACCUCGGCUUUGACAUCGGCCUCGCCAUGUUGGCUAAGGCCAGCAUCAGCACAGAGAACUUUAGGCCCAAGUUUGAUGUGUCUAUCCCCCUUUUCUCUAAAGACCAUCCUAGGACAGGAGGGGAAAGGGGCUACCUGAAACAUAACACCAUUCCCCCUUUUAGGAAGUACAUGCUUGUGUUUAAGGGGAAGAGGUAUCUAACAGGAAUAGGUUCAGACACUAGGAACGCCUUAUAUCAUGUUCAUAACUCAGACGAUGUGGUCCUCCUCACCACCUGUAAGCAUGGGAAGGACUGGCAGAAGCACAAGGAUGCCCGCUGUGACAAAGACAACAUGGAGUAUGACAAGUAUGACUACAGAGAGAUGCUGUACAACUCCACAUUCUGUCUGGUGCCUCGAGGACGUCGACUGGGAUCCUUUCGUUUCUUAGAGGCUUUGCAGGCCGCUUGUGUGCCAGUGAUGCUGAGUAAUGGCUGGGAGCUUCCCUUCUCAGAGAUCAUCGACUGGAAUACGGCAGCUGUGAUCGGGGACGAAAGGCUGCUGUUACAGAUCCCUUCAACAGUGCGCUCCAUCCACCAGGAUCAGAUUCUGUCCCUGAGACAGCAGACCCAGUUCCUGUGGGAGGCUUACUUCAACUCUGUGGAGAAGAUCGUACUGACCACACUGGAGAUCAUCCAGGACCGGGUACUGCAGCACACCUCGAGGAGUAACCUCAUGUGGAACAGUCUGCCCGGAGGUCUUUUCACCCUGCCACAGUACGCGACAUACCUGGGAGAAUUCCCCUUCUACUACGCUAAGCUAGGUAUUAAGCCCUACCCUAAGUUUACAGCGAUCAUUCACGUGGUGACACCAUUGGUGUCCCAGUCCCAGCCGGUCAUGAAGCUGCUCGUGGCAGUGGCUAAAUCCCAGUACUGUGCUCAGGUGAUAGUUUUGUGGAAUUGUGACAAGCCCCUUCCUGCCAAACACCGCUGGCCUCCCACCUCAGUCCCUGUUAUUGUUAUAGAAGGCGAAAGCAAGGUGAUAAGCAGUCGUUUUCUGCCGUAUGACACCAUCCCCACUGAUGCUGUUCUCAGUCUGGAUGAGGAUACCGUGCUCUCCACCACAGAGGUGGACUUUGCCUUCACGGUGUGGCAGAGUUUCCCAGACCGCAUUGUUGGUUACCCAGCCCGCAGCCACUUCUGGGACAGCAACAAGGAGCGGUGGGGCUACACUUCCAAAUGGACCAACGACUACUCCAUGGUGCUGACUGGGGCCGCCAUCUAUCACAAAUACUACCACUACUUGUACACCACCUACCUUCCAGCCAGUCUGAAGACCAUGGUUGACCAGAUGUCAAACUGUGAGGACAUUCUGAUGAAUUUUUUGGUGUCCUCCGUCUCUAAACUACCACCUAUCAAGGUCACCCAGAAGAAACAAUACAAGGAGACCAUGAUGGGACAGAGCUCCCGGGCGUCUCGCUGGGCCGACCCGGACCAUUUUGCCCAGCGUCAGACCUGCAUGAACAAGUUUGCCAGCUGGUUUGGCACCAUGCCCCUGGUCCACUCUCAGAUGAGGCUGGACCCAGUCCUGUUCAAAGACCAGGUGUCCAUACUGCGGAAGAAGUACAGGGAUAUUGAGAGGCUAUAACCCUCCAGAGCCCCCCCGCUCCCUGGACAGGACAAAGGCAGAGCGAGGGGGCGUACAUGUAGAGAAACUCUGAGUCUUUCCGUUAUCGCAUGGAUGGAUCAGUGGGGGGAGCAAAUGAGCUCGGGUACACGAGGAAAAGAAACUAGAACAGAUGUGGAGGAUACCACAUUCGUUGGUCUCCGGCAUUUCCCCUAUCCACCCUUUCUCUGAUGCAUACAUACACUGACAACCACCAACUGAAGGACACCUGAGGGCUUCAAGACUUCUCCACUUCGAACAGAAGUGGACAAAGUCAUGGAAUUGGAAAUCAUAACUUGCUGCAUCAGUGUCCCAACAGUGGCUAAUCACUCCUGACUCUAACCCACUCUGUACACACUGCACAGGUUCCUGAAAGUUUUUUGGCUGACAGAAUAUUAUUGGUAAUUAUGUCUAUGAAGAGGAUAACACUAUUUUGGAUUGUGUCUAGCUAUUUUUUUUAUACCAUGAAUGAAUGGCCAGCACUACUCUCUCUGUAUUGUCUUAAUUCAAACCAAUGGCAGGGCAGGUAAAGAGAGGAAUGAUGGCCCCUCGAACACAGACAAGUUGUGAUCGUUGACAUUCACAGUGCCUAAAGUUUAUCUAAUGGCGUUGGGUUCUGGGUGUCUAGGGGAAGUGACUUUGAUGUUGCUGCUUUCUGUGUUUUUUGUUUCAUUUUCAAAUUUGCGAUUUACGUUAAAAUUGACUGAUUAUGGAUCUCACAGUAAUCCUUCAGGUCAGCAUUCACAUUACUGGCUCAAAGUUUGAUAGUCCAGUGACGAACACAAUUGUCAUAAGGUGCCAUUCUGAAUAAUUUGUCCUUGUUAAACCAUAACAACCUGACACAACUAGUAAGACUUCACUAAAUUUCUUAUGGGGGAAUGGAAAUCCACAGGAACUCAACAAAAUUCAAUGGAGUUAGCCAUUUUACGUCAUCUGCAUGUGUCUUUUUUCAUUCUGUGGGCUUAUACAACUAGGUAGAAUUGCAACUUGAAUAUCUGCUGGCCCAAAGAACAGUGGUGGUUCUACGGAAUUGCCAAUUAAGCCAACCAGUGGUCUGUUUGAAACACAAACCACUGUGUAAAACAUGAAAAUGGAUCUUUGUUGGCUUUGUUAGCAGGAGAUAUUUAUGUAUGGUUGUUGUCUCUAUGCCAGAGACCCAAUUUCCUUUUGUCCAGUGACAGGUUUGGCAGUAGGCGAGGCUGACAAGUAAAAUGGGUUAGGGUUAGGGUUGGGCUAACGGUGCUUUAAUCUAACCGCAUCAAACAGUGCUUGAUGCCAUCACAGUUGGCAUCAUACUAAAUUAACUGCUUUAUUUCUUCCACUUGUUAUGGACAAAUAUGACCGGAUUGAAAAGUUUCAGAAAAGCAAACGGUUGAAAUUGGCAGUUUUGGGGUGUUACGAUCUAUUAUGUAAUUAUUCUCGUUUUCGGUAUUUUUCCAACAUAAAUGCAUGUAAUUAGAAGCCUUUCAUUCUCCAGUAUAUUUGCAGAAUGCCAAUUUGUAUCUCUGAUAAUCACCGAUAACCACAUUCAUCUCUGAGAGAUUCACAUUCACAGAUUGGCAAUGAGCAGUGGUGCUUUGGCCACAUUCUAGACACAAGUGCAAGACCCUGAUGUCCAAGUAUGUUCCACAGUUCUUUGUUUCAUGAAUGACAUCUUGAUCUGUGUCUAUACGUUAUUCUCAAUCCCGACACCCAUCGUAUUCACUGCACAUCUGUAAUGAAUGCCGACCAUCAGUGGAACAUGGAAUUGGGUUCUUGCAGAUGGAACAGUAGGCUAAUUGACCUAAACAAUCUCAAAAUGUUUGGUUCCUUUAACAAUCAUGCUUCAUGUUAGUUUUGCGUUGAUCUCUUAUAUCAAGUCACCUGAAAACAUAAUGUGAUGAAUCUGGAAUGUGCACCUGUGUUUUUUUUUUUUUAAUCACUGUGCAUCAUCGACACAAAGUUUAUCUGUCCAUGUAAUAUACCUGUGAAGCCAGCAGCAUUUCUAUAGAAACCUGACCACACCUGCCCUGACGCCUCUUUUGGUAGCUUCACCUUCAUUUUUGUGGAAGACAAAACCGUUCUGUACCCUCCACGCCCAAUAUGUGCCAACAGAUCAUAUAUGAUUUAGUUUUUAUAUUGUUUAAUUUGAUAUGAGGAAUGCCAUGCAUUUCCAUAUAUUUUGAUUCAUUAAAAGUAUAUCUUGUCUGUAUAAGAAAGAUGCGUGCGGGGGGGUGAGGAAGGAAAGAUUGUAUUGGGUGAGAGACUCAACAGAGAAGGGUGCUGCAUGGUAUUUUACACUUCUGAGAAUGUGCUAUCAGCUUGACGGCAAAUAAACAAUCCUAGUAUUACUAAACACAGCACUAUCAGGACAACUGAAUAUGGUCGUAAACAUAAAUCACAUUUCAGAAAUGAACUUGGUGCAAUAUUUAAGAUGACAUUUUCUCUAUCUUUUUUCUUUUCUCCUUCCGUAUGUUGUUUCAGAGGGCAGGGGGUUAUAUAUUGAUGUGCCUUCAGAAGAAAUACACUUAACCUGUUUUCAGGCAGAUGGGGGGGGGAAACCUUUUCAUUUCAUUGUUGGUUAUUGUUUGCUUUCUUUAUCAAUAUCCAGUAACAGCUCCCUAAAUAACAUUGUUUAACACUGGAAUGCUACAAAGAUUUAUCACCGCACAUUUGAUACAGAAAUUCCUGCCUUUUUGUUGUGGGAACUUCUUUUUCUCAUGUUCUGUCGUGUAUCACCAUACUUGUGAGGACCCAAUAGAGGGCCCCUCUUUCAAGUUGUCACAAGUAUAGUAAUACAUGUAACACACUCGUAAUUGUCCCAUACACAGUAUUUAUCAGACAGGAUUCUUCCUCGACUGAAUCUCUGCGUGGUUCCUUCACUUUCUUCCGUAACUGCAGACCUAAUUUUAUAGAGAUUAAAAUGGAAAGAUAGAGGAAAAAUCACAAUUUUGUAAAAGAAUUUUAUAAAAAUAAAACAAACAAAAAAAUCAGGAAAUAAAAUGUUUGAUAUAAAAUGA